Messenger RNA from Exophiala dermatitidis NIH/UT8656, 3235 nucleotides. Its product is annotated as amyloid beta protein binding protein 1. The transcript has a single exon. Gene Ontology annotation, molecular function: NEDD8 activating enzyme activity. NCBI's taxonomy places the organism in Eukaryota, Fungi, Ascomycota, Eurotiomycetes, Chaetothyriales, Herpotrichiellaceae. Gene Ontology annotation, biological process: protein neddylation. Bases 212 to 1822 code for a protein of 536 amino acids. Gene Ontology annotation, cellular component: cytoplasm. The record is from RefSeq and is a predicted model, not a curated record.
CAGCGACGGUAGUCGUAUACUUCACUGCUGUGUCAACACUACAACGAUGGUCAUGCUGCCUCAGACGACGGCGACAUCUCCAGUAAUGCAUUGGUAGGCAAUCCCUGUAAAAGAGACUCUGGAAUGCUCGAAGUCCGCUCUGCUCAUACACCAGACUCCCCAUCUCCCUCCUGCUCCUUCGUCGCGACCACACACCCUUCAGACUCCAAUCAUGGCCGAGAUCGCGCCCAGAGAAGUCACUCCGCCACCUCUACAAGCCCCAACGGCCAAAGAGAGGAAAUACGACAGGCAGUUGCGGCUAUGGGCAGCAUCGGGGCAGCGGGCGCUGGAAGAGUCCCAUGUGCUCUUAGUCGUCGGUGACGAGAACCACGGCUCAAACAGCAGUGUUGCGGGCGUUGAAGCCUUGAAGAACUUGAUCCUUCCUAGCGUUGGGAGCUUUACGAUUGCCGACUCUGCACAAGUUACACCGCAAGACUUGGGCGUCAAUUUCUUUCUGGAGUCUGACGGCCUUCACAAAUCAAGAGCAGAGGAGACACGGCGGCUUCUAUCAGAGUUGAAUCCGGAUGUGACCGGGCACGCCAUCACCGUCCCUCUAGCAGAGUGGUUGCCGGUCGAAGGGUCUUUGAAGCCAUAUAACCUCAUUAUUGUUUGCGGUCCCAUAUCAUCAGAGAUUCUUCAGCGGAUAUGCCAGUAUGCGCUGCAGAACUCAAUACCAGCAAUUUACGUACAGUCCGCCGGCUUCUAUGCGGCUUUCUCCAUCCAACUCCCUACCGAAUUCCCCAUAGUCGACACUCAUCCCGACCCCGAGAGCACGCAAGACCUCCGCUUGCUUGCACCCUGGCCUGAACUAGAAGCUGCCGUGGACUCGCUGGGCGAUCUCACAUCCAUGUCAGAUCACGACCACGGCCACAUCCCUUACAUUCUGCUCUUGUUAUAUUAUUUAAGGCAGUGGAAGGCCAGCCACAACGGCAACGUCCCCUCAAAUUUCAAGGAAAAGACCGAAUUCCGCGACCUGGUGCGUUCGGGAGCAAGGACCGACAACGCCGAAGGCGGCGAGGAGAACUUCGACGAAGCGUGUGCGGCCGUCUUGAAGUCGAUCGCUCCGCCUCCUAUUGGCAGCGGCUGCAGAGAAAUGAUGAGUAUGCCGUCCUGCACCAAUCUGACGGCCGGCUCGGCCAACUUCUGGGUCGUCGCAAACGCCGUCACGUCCUUUUACGACUCGCACGGCGUACUCCCUCUGCCAGGGUCCUUGCCGGACAUGAAGGCCACCAGUGCAGAAUACAUCAAGCUACAGGGCAUCUACAAGGCAAAGGCACGAGCCGAUGUAGCCGAAGUGAUUCAACUGGUUCGUCAGACGGAGAAGUCGCUAGGACGAGCCACACCCGUCCCUGAAACCGAAAUCGAAGCCUUCUGUAAGAAUGCCUCUCACGUCCGCGUUUUGACGAAUACCAACAAUGAUCCGUUCCCGUCGCUCAGGCUUGCCAUGAGUGACCCCAAAACAGUUUCUCGUCUGGCCUCUCUGAUCGAGAACGACUGGGAAGCUCUCCUUCCUGUAUUCGUGGCACUCAACGCAAAGGCGACUCCCUCUUACCAAAUAGAUGUGACGGCGCUAUCUUCGGAUCCUGAAGUACAGGAGAAUUUGUCCAAGGCAAUUGCAGAGGUCGAGCGAGUUGCAGGUGGCGAGCUGCACAAUAUCUCCAGCGUGAUCGGGGGCAUGGUGGCGCAGGAGUCGAUCAAGCUGUUGACCAGGCAGUAUGUUCCCGUUGCCGGAACAUGCGUGUUUGACGGCAUCAGGAGCAAAAGCGGUGUGUUCAAAAUCUAGAAAGUGACUACGAAAGGAGCAUUUGGUGUACCACGAGGGGGCGUUACUCCUUCUUGACUGACCGCAAGUUGGGCGCGCAAUGGGCAUCGCACGAAUGAGAUGAAUCAAAAAGUCAUGUUAGCCAUAGCAGAUCGGGGAGCAGAGAAGCGGAAAGCAUUACAUUAUGGACAUAAAACUGCCAUUUAAUUCUUGAUAUCUUGUGUGGGCAGGCGUAUCUGAUGGAGCCGUGGAGCAUGAGUGAUUUGCAUUGUAUCCCUUCCCUUUGUCAAAUCAAGCGAUAUUGAAUUCGUCAGCACCACCUCCCAACACCAUCAACUUGUUCUUGCGGAUCUUCUCGCGCAUUUUCCUGGCCGCCUCGUCCGCGUCACCCGUGUCAUCCAAGUCAGCAUCACGUUUCCCGCCAGUAGCAGCAGUGCCCGAGUCUCCUUUGGUUCGGGCUUGUUGCGAUGUACUACCACUAACAGCUCUACGACCACCACUACCGCCACCACCUCUCUGACCAACAACAUUGACCCGGCCAGGGGGGUCACGCAGCCCAAAAGCCUUAGCCAAAUGGCCGAGAUGCAAAUCUUUGAUAUCGAACCAUUUCCGCUCGGCGCCGACAUGGGUGGCGUAGGCGCGGACAUGGCUCUGAAAGGCACGCUUGGCCAGUUCUUUGUGCGCCGGACUAGACAGGACCCAGCGCUCAACGUCGAGUUGGAACUCGGUGGCGCGGGCUUCCCAGUCUUGACCAGCUUUGCUGGUUUUGGUCGCAACCACGCCCGUCAGAGGCGAGAAGCCCUUCUUGAGAACCUCGUCGGCCGUCGAUGCCGUGACGUUGCGAGAGGUGUCGGUGGCGUUUUCCGAGGACGAGGAUCGCUUGUACGAGCUCUUCAGGACGUCGACGUAGCCUUCCUCUUUGCCCGGCAACAAGAAGAUGAUGGCGCGUCCGUCGCGGCCCAAGCGUGCCGUGCGUCCAAUUCGGUGAAGGUGGUCGUCGGAGCUGAAUGCCGGGUCGUACUCGAUCACUAGGUCGAGAUUAGGCAGGUCGAGUCCGCGCGAUGCCACGUCCGUGGCGAUCAGGAGUGAUGGCGCCGUCGUCUGCUCGAAGUGCUUGACUAUGUUUGUCCGGGUCGCUUGGGGGAGUGAGCCGUGCAGUUUGUAGAGCGUGACGUUGUUGUUGGGAGAUGAGAGGAUUGGGGAGGGCGAUAUUGAGUCUGAUGAAUCGGGUGUCGUGGCAGUAGUGGUGGUGGUCGAUGUCGAGCGUUUUUUAGCGUCUUUAGUGUCUGCUUCGGCAGAAUCAGAGGAUGAGGCUUCUCCAUCAGCCUCAGUUUUGGUUGCGGUUGUAGUAGAUGUCGCUUUCGAAUCGUCCACUUUUUCAUUUUCCGAGGCUCUUGUAAACACCUUGUGGUGGAACUCGACCGAGUCCGCGCA